Erythranthe guttata (spotted monkey flower) is the source of this 1396-nucleotide messenger RNA. RefSeq names its product RNI-like superfamily protein. Gene Ontology annotation, molecular function: protein binding. The record is from RefSeq and is a predicted model, not a curated record. Gene Ontology annotation, cellular component: SCF ubiquitin ligase complex. Gene Ontology annotation, biological process: SCF-dependent proteasomal ubiquitin-dependent protein catabolic process. NCBI's taxonomy places the organism in Eukaryota, Viridiplantae, Streptophyta, Magnoliopsida, Lamiales, Phrymaceae.
AUUAAGAAAGUAGUAAAAUUGGAAGAGAAAAAAGGGGAAUGGCGGCAGUGGAAACAGAAGCAGAAACAAUGGAGGUUUGGAAUAGAGAAACGGUGCCAACGGUGAUGAAGAUUGUUAGUACGAGACUUCCUCAGAGAGACCUAAUUUCCCUUUUGCUUGUCAGUCCCUCGAUUCUUCGGAAUCUCAUUUCCCACCCUUCCCUGUGGCUGGUUCUUGAUUUUCAUGAGAUGAAUAAUGCUGGGGAUCGCCUUGUGGCAGCUCUCUCACUGUCGAGAUACCAGAAUGUGAAGCAUAUAAACCUCGAGUUCGCCCGUGAUAUUGAAGACAAGCAUCUUGAAAUUGUUAAAAGCAAGUGUGGACAUUCUUUCAAAAGCAUAGAGGUUCUUAAUUUGAAUGGCUGCCAAAAGAUAUCCGACGUGGGAAUUGACCUUAUAACAUACAAUUGCCCGACAUUAAAGGUUUUCUCAAUCUACUGGAAUGUCAGGGUUUCAGAUAUUGGAAUUAGGAACUUAGUGAAGAACUGCAAGCUCGUGAUUGAUUUAAACCUGAGUGGUUGCAAGAAUGUGACUGAUGAAAGCUCGAAAUUGAUUGCGGAAUCUUAUCCAGGUUUGCAGCACUUGAACCUAACAAGAUGCAUCAAGCUGACAGAUAAAGGUUUGCAGAUGAUAUUAACCAAGUGCUCCUCACUUCAGAGCUUAAAUCUUUAUGCCCUUUCCAGUUUCACAGAUAUUGCUUACAAGAAGAUAUCACUUUUGAUUCACCUUCAGUUUUUAGAUCUGUGUGGUGCUCAGAAUCUUUCCGAUGAUGGACUUUCUUGCAUAGCCAAGUGCAAAAACUUAACUUCUCUCAAUUUGACAUGGUGUGUUCGAAUCACCGAUCAGGGAGUCUUAACUGUUGCAGAAGGAUGCAGGUCUCUUGAAUUUCUGAGCCUGUUUGGAAUAAUUGGGGUUACAGACAAGAGCUUGGAGGCACUUUCAAGCUUCUGUUCUAGUACCAUUACCACUCUGGAUGUCAAUGGUUGCAUCGGAAUUAAGAGAAGAAGCCGCGAUGAGCUUCUUCAGUUGUUCCCAAAACUAAAGUGCUUUAAAGUCCAUAGCUAAUUUCUGGGAUAGGACGGAGUUUUCAUAGUCUGUGUUGUACGGCAAGACCCGAGCAGAAACGAACCGUAUAUCUAUGUCAUUGGCAUUUAUACAACAUUUCCUACUAUUUUUUAGUCGAUUGUGACUGAAAGGAAAGAAUCAAGCCUAUGUAAGAUGUCGAAUAUAUAUGCAGUACUCUGAAAUUUUAUCUUGCUUAUAAAAACAUCAUUUGUCAUGUUUUCAUUGUAAGUUUCGCAAUUCGUACGACAGUCUAUUGCUUACAGUACGACAGUUUAUUUAAUUUUUAUUUUAAAUCU